Molecule: messenger RNA, 1103 nt
Organism: Amorphotheca resinae ATCC 22711
Lineage: Eukaryota; Fungi; Ascomycota; Leotiomycetes; Helotiales; Amorphothecaceae
Exons: 4
Coding region: 28-975 (315 amino acids)
Cellular component (GO): cytoskeleton
Molecular function (GO): actin filament binding
Source: RefSeq, a predicted model, not a curated record
AAUUCCCCGUCGAGUCCUGUUCCAAUAAUGGCUCCUUCAGCUACGGCAGAGAUCGUCGCUCCAGUCUCCAAGGUGGAGGUUGCUGCUCAGCCUGAGAAACAUGUUCAUGGGGCGGAGGACAAGACACCUCUCGAAGCCAUUAGCCAUGGCCCUUUGAUUCAGCCAGGCAUUCCUGUGUUCUCCUCCCAUGCUGAACACCGUCGUCACAUCUUAAUCCAUACCGCAGCCGUCUUCCGCGAUUUUGCCAGGAAAGGGUUCACCGAAGGAAUGAGCGGCCAUAUCUCUGUACGCGAUCCAGAGUUUCCGAACUACAUCUGGAUGAACCCGCUCGGCAGGCACUUUGGCUUGAUGACCGCGGGCGAUUUGAUAUGUCUAGAUGUUUUCUCCGGAAAAGUAGUUGGGGGGAAUAAGACGAAAACAGCAAAUGCGGCAGGUUUCUUCAUCCAUUCUGAAAUCCACAAGGCUCGCCCAGAUGUUCAUGCCGUGUGUCAUGCCCAUACAAUAGCCGGUCGAGCCUGGUCAGCAUUCGGCACCGGCCUUGAUAUGUUAAAUCAGGACAUAUGCAACCUGUAUAACAGUAUCGCAGUGUACAAGUCAUACGGCGGGAUCGUAUUCGCAGAAGAGGAAGGCAGAAACAUUGCUCGAGCUCUAGGUGAAAAGAACAAGGUCGCUAUUCUCCUUAACCACGGUCUGUUAUCCACAGGUAGCACAGUGGAUGAGGCCGGGUUUCUCUUCGGACUCCUCGAUCGUGGAUGUGCGAUGCAGCUGCAGGUCGAAGCCGCUCGCGCUGGGAAUCCCGCCCUCGUCAGACACGUCAUUAGUGAUGAAGAGGCAGCAUAUAACUUCAAGAUGGCGAGUGAGAAGAAUGCGCUUUACGCCGAGGCGCAACCGGAUAUUGAGUAUGAGAUGGAGAUGGCUGGCCCGGGGGUCAUAGAGAGGGGAGUUGAGAAUAUGACUAUUGACCAUGGACUGUAAGUUGGGAAUAGGCUCAGGCAUGAAUGAUAGAUUUGGACGAAGUUUGGGUUAAUGUCAACAAUGUACUCAUCAUGCCUUGUGGUUUCGUGAUCGCUAUUUUGUCCAAGAGGGCUCCAGAGUAGUUGAUG